Messenger RNA from Fukomys damarensis (Damara mole-rat), 1494 nucleotides. RefSeq names its product calreticulin 3 (gene Calr3). The record is from RefSeq and is a predicted model, not a curated record. Gene Ontology annotation, cellular component: endoplasmic reticulum; endoplasmic reticulum membrane. Gene Ontology annotation, biological process: protein folding. Gene Ontology annotation, molecular function: calcium ion binding. Bases 103 to 1299 code for a protein of 398 amino acids. Lineage: Eukaryota; Metazoa; Chordata; Mammalia; Rodentia; Bathyergidae. The transcript has 10 exons.
UCAUAAUCGCGAGGCGUCACGGGAGUUGUAGUUUUUGGACGUCCCGGCUCGCUCCACAGACCGCUGGGCGCAAAGGGGCUUUACUGGAGCGCCCCGAUCCCGAUGGCGUGGGUUCGCGUAUCGCUCUGGGCCUUGUGCGCGCUCCGCGUGGCGCUGGCCACUGUGUUCUUCCAGGAGGAAUUUCUGGACGGAGAGCGCUGGAGGAACCGCUGGGUGCCGUCCAACGACUCCCGUCUCGGCCACUUCCGACUGUCGUCGGGGAAGUUUUAUGGUCACAAAGAGAAGGACAAAGGUCUGCAGACCACGCAGAACAGCCACUUCUACGCCAUCUCUGCUCGCUUCCGGCCGUUCAGCAACAAGGGCCAGACGCUGGUGCUGCAGUACACGGUAAAGCACGAGCAGAAGAUGGACUGCGGCGGCGGCUACGUGAAGGUCUUCCCGGCCGACCUGGACCAGAGGGGCCUGAACGCCAAGUCCCCGUACUACAUCAUGUUCGUUCUAACCCACAGUGAACUCCAUGUGCUCCAGCAGCUCUGCCCAGGGCCGGAUAUCUGUGGAUUUGAUCUCAAGAAAGUUCAUGUUAUUUUACAAUUCAAGAAUGAGUAUCACGCAAACAAGAAAUUCAUCAAGUGUAAGGUGGACGGCUUCACGCACCUCUACACGCUGAUCCUGAGGCCAGAUCUGACUUACGAAGUGAAGAUCGACGGCCGGUCCAUCGAAUCGGGCAGCAUCGAGUAUGACUGGCAGUUGACGUCGCUGAGGAAAACCGAGCAGGCAGUGGCUUCCCCAGGCUCGGAGCGGGCGAAAGCAGGAGCAGGCCAGGACUGGGAGAAACACUUCCUGGACGCCGGCGCCAGCAAGCCCAGCGACUGGAACAGUGAGCUGGACGGAGACUGGCCGGGGCCCAUGCUGCAGAAGCCACCCUACCAGGAUGGCCUGAAACCAGAGGCAAUGGAUCAGGACCUCUGGCUCCAUGAAAAGAUGCCAAGUACUGGCUACCUGACUCGGUACGACCUCUCGGAAUUCGAGAGCAUCGGCGCCAUCGGGCUGGAGCUGUGGCAGGUGAGGUCGGGAACAAUCUUCGACAACUUCCUGCUCACAGAUGAUGAGAAAUAUGCAGAGAAUUUUGGGAAGGCCACCUGGGGCCAAACCAAGGGCCCAGAGAAGGAAAUGGACGACAUCCUGAUCAAGGAGGAGGUGACUAGAGCCCGUGAGGAGGAAGAGGAUGAGCUGCUGGAGGGCAGGUUCCACAGGCCUCAGGGGCCCUUUCAUGGGUUUCCCAGGCAGAACGAGCUGUAGUCCUCCCUACUGCUGCAGAGGGCAGAGGUGACUGGUAAAACUCCAUUCUACUUGAAUCAGCAGUUCAGAACUCAGCCUCUGUGUGCUCAUUUGUUCAGUGCCCUUGAAAAGCCUCCGCUGGGGCCAGGCGUGGUGGCACACACAUCUAUAAUGUCUAUAGUCUCAGCACUCGGGAGGCUGAGGCAGGAGAGUCAC